This is a messenger RNA of Chenopodium quinoa (quinoa), 1803 nucleotides long. Its product is annotated as polygalacturonase 1 beta-like protein 2. Lineage: Eukaryota; Viridiplantae; Streptophyta; Magnoliopsida; Caryophyllales; Amaranthaceae. The record is from RefSeq and is a predicted model, not a curated record. Bases 92 to 1621 code for a protein of 509 amino acids. The transcript is spliced from 3 exons.
UACUAGCUCUACUCACAAAAGCCUCAAUCUAAUCUCCUCUAAACUCGCUGUAACAACACUUUCCAACAUAUAUAGUUCCAUAGUUGUUAUAAUGGCAAAUUACCUCUUACUCCUUUCUUAUUUAUUCUUGAUUGUUUUGGUGGGAUUGGGAAAUGCUGCAUCAAUUUCUCCAAAAGCAUACUGGAAACUUAAGCUGCCUUACACACCCAUGCCUAAAUCUAUCCAGCAAUCAAUCGUGGCAGGACCCCCAAGAUCAGAAGGAGGCGAACCAAUGGAUACGUUGUUAUCUCACGGCAAAGCUUCUUUGAACAGCCUAAAUGGUUACAUUGGACUACUAUCCUACAAUAACAAAGAGUCCCUAAUUUCUUCUAAUCCACGAUAUUUGUCUUAUGAUAAGCAAGGAUUAGACUCGAGUAAUCCAAAUUAUUUAUCUUACAAAAAACAAGGUUUAGAUUCCAAUAAUCCCGAGUAUUUAUCUUAUAAUAAACAAGGAUUAGUGACGGUAAACAGUUAUGGUGGAUUGUUAGCUUACAAUAAAUUAGGUCCACACUUCGAUAAUAAACAAGGAUUAGUUACUACCAACAGUUAUGGGGCGUUGUUAUCUUAUGAUAAAAAAAAUUCACACCUCGAUAAUAAGGAAGGAUUAGUCACUACCAAUAGCUAUGGUGGACUGUUAGCUUACAAUAAAAAAGGUCAACAUAUUGAUAACAAGCAAAGCUUAGUUACAACCAAUGGUUAUGAUGGAUUGUUAUCUUACAAUAAAAAAGGUCAACACAUUGAUAAUAAGCAAGGCUUAGUUACAACCAAUAGUUAUGGUAGAUUGUUAGCUUACAAUAAAAAACGUGAUAUUAAUAAACAAGGAUUAGUUACUACCAACAGCUACGGCGGAUUGUUAGCUUACAAUAAAAAAGGUAUACACGUCGAUAAUUCCAAGUCAUCCCAUGUUGAUGAUGAUGAUGCUAAUAGUGCAACUAAAGAUCAAUUUUUCUUUGUAGAGAAAGAUCUUUACCUAGGGAAAAAAAUGACCUUACACUUCCAAAAAAGCACUAGAAAGGGUUUAUUCCUACCUCGUGUAGUUUCCAACCAAAUACCCUUUUCAUCCGACAAAGUUCAAGAAACUCUCAAAAUCCUUUCCUUAGACCCUAAAUCGAAAGAGGCCUAUGUUCUGUCGAAGAGGAUCGAGCUUUGUGAGGAGCCUACAAUCGAAGGAGUCGAGAAGAAAUGUGUGACCUCACUCGAGUCCAUGGUAGACUAUGUUAUAUCCAUGAUUGGUACAAAUGUGAAAGCACUUACAACACGAGUAGAGAAAGACUCGACCAAGGAGUAUACAAUCAAGGAGUUGAAAAAACUCGUAAAAGAUGAUCAUGAGACCGUAGUUUGCCACAAGAUGGGCUACCCUUACGCCGUGUUUUUCUGCCAUAGGACAAAGACAAUAAGGUCUUACAUGGCUUCCUUAGUAGGCAAAGAUGGUACCAAAAUAGAAGCAGUUGUCGCGUGUCACAUGGAAUCGAAUGAUUUCUUGGACAAUUACGCGAAAAAUGUUCUUAAGAUUGUGCCAGGAAGUACUCAUAUUUGUCAUUUCCCUCCUGCAGAGGAUACCGUCAUCUGGGUUCCCAAGUAGAGUUGCAAGUACGUACAUGUAAGCGCGCUUGUAAUUGGUGUUGAUCGAACCAUUGAUGUUGUGUGUGACCUUAAGCUUAACUAGCUAGACAAGGUAGUUGAUUUAAGUUCUCCCUUUGUUUGAAGAAAUAAGUUGUAAAAUUUGGAAGGGAUAUAUGAACUUAUUGUGGCUUAACUUCGCAA